AUGUCGGACCCUUUUCUCUACGACUACCCGUCACCACUGGAAGGCUACGAAAACCUGCCUCCGCUCCCGGACGAGUUGAACGAGGAUGGGAAAUCUUUCAAGAAUCCCCAGACCGGUGUUUUGAGUCCUAGCUAUGAGAAAUUCACCUCCGGCGUGACCAACGGCCGCCGCGGUGGCUUUGACAUCCACAUCUAUUAUCAUCACGGUAGCGAGUUCGAGAGGAAUUUCGCUCGAGCCCUGUGGGAGAGAAUCCGUAGGGAGUUUCCAGAGUUGAGAAUAUACAAAUUUUGGGAUCGCCCGGUCGGGCCUCACCUCGUAGCGAUGUUCGAGGUCAAUGUCUUCACCCCGGCGCAGUUCGGGGCCUUUAUCCCAUGGCUGGUGAUCAAUAGAGGACCUCUGUCGGCACUGGUACAUCCAAACACGGAGGACGGGGACGAGCUGAGAGACCAUAGCCAGCGGGCGACGUGGCUCGGUGAUCGAAUGCCACUCGAUCUGAGACUUUUGAAGGUUUACAUGGACAAGAGGAAGCGAGAGCAGGGACAGGCAGACGGCACAAAGGAAUGA
Messenger RNA from Exophiala spinifera, 564 nucleotides. RefSeq lists its product as uncharacterized. Bases 1 to 564 code for a protein of 187 amino acids. The record is from RefSeq and is a predicted model, not a curated record. NCBI's taxonomy places the organism in Eukaryota, Fungi, Ascomycota, Eurotiomycetes, Chaetothyriales, Herpotrichiellaceae. The transcript has 2 exons.